Molecule: messenger RNA, 711 nt
Organism: Camponotus floridanus (Florida carpenter ant)
Lineage: Eukaryota; Metazoa; Arthropoda; Insecta; Hymenoptera; Formicidae
Exons: 1
Coding region: 1-711 (236 amino acids)
Source: RefSeq, a predicted model, not a curated record
AUGGACCGACUACUUCAAGCGCUAGCAGAAACUGCGCUAAGCCAGGAGCAGACAUUACGUCAGAUCGGUGAGUCACAAAAGAAAAUGACGGAGAUACUAUCACAUCGAAUAUCGGGAACAGACGAUACUGCAAAGUCGUCGCAAUUCGCAAAUCUGGCUACACGGCUCGGUAAAUUCGUUCAUGACCCUGCAAGGGGUAAAACUUUCACGUUAUGGUUUGAACGACAUAGAAGCACUUUCGCGGAAGGAGCGAAGGGUUUAACCGAUACGGAGGGAAAAGAGCUACUUCUUAAUGCUCUCGGGGAUGACGAGUAUCAACAAUUACUCAGUCGUUUAUCGCCGAACAAACCGCAAGAGAUGUCUCUUGCAGAUCUCGUGCAACAUCUUCGAAAACAAUUCCAUGACAAUAAAAAGCUAUUUCAACGUCGUUUUGAAGUUCUCAAUUUUCGUGCUUCCCCGCCAGCAACGGCUAUAGAAAUACUUGACAAAGUAAAUGUUCUGGAAGAUGCCUUUGAACUCGAUAAUUUCAAUAUCGACCAGCUCAAAAUUCUACUAACGGCUCUCGCCCUAAGCGACCACACCUACUACACGGAGCGAACAGUCCUCCUCAAGGUUGCAUCAGAAAAAGAAAACUGCACAUUUCAAGAUAUUAGAGAAAUCUGCUACGUACAUGCGAAUCGCACGGCUGACGUCAUGCGCGUUGAAGGAUAG